Aspergillus neoniger CBS 115656 is the source of this 1163-nucleotide messenger RNA. RefSeq lists its product as uncharacterized. Bases 38 to 1015 code for a protein of 325 amino acids. The record is from RefSeq and is a predicted model, not a curated record. NCBI's taxonomy places the organism in Eukaryota, Fungi, Ascomycota, Eurotiomycetes, Eurotiales, Aspergillaceae. The transcript is spliced from 5 exons.
AUUAUCUCAUCGGCUGCCAGUGUUGUCGAGUUAAACCAUGGGGUCUCAUAUGAGUGAUCGUGUCGUGUGGUUAUGUCUAGGCGUCUCGCUGUUCUUCGCCGUGCGCGGGAUUGUCACGGACCUCCGCCGAGUGCGCGAAUUGACGGAAAUCAAGCAUGUUGAGAAGGAGGAUAAGAUGAUCAGUGAGGGGACGGAGGAUGCAUUGAACUUAGAUACCUUGCUAAAGCUCUCCGAUAGCACCAGCUAUGAUCUCCGUGCGGCGGCUCUGCGCAUUAUUGCUGAACGAUCUACCAAGGGCGAAACACGAGAUUUGCUUCUCAGAGACCUUGCAACCAGGAACAAACAACGGCGGGGCAAAGCACUGACUGCCAUGCACUUUCUUGUUUCUAACCGCGCUCUCUCACGAACCUCCGUAUGCAGCCGAUUGAAAGACCCCGCCACCUACAACGCACUCAUUGACUGCCUGUGCAUCUUGACCGACGAACACGUCGAAGAAACAACAACCACGAUCUCCCCCAUCCUGCCAAAGACAAGACCUCCUGGUGAGAAGAAGGCACUUAGUAUUUUGAACAUCAUUCUGCAAGAGAAUGUACCUGCCGCAUUAGAAGCCGGCAUCGUGAGCCGCUGGCUAGUCAACUACCCGUUCCCGUGCGCCCUAUCGGAGCCCUCCCGAAGACAGGAUGUGGUGCUUCUCAUGAAGACUUGGUGGAUGGAUGAUACCGUGAUGAGUGCUAUCUUCGGUACCUUGUCUUCCCAUCCCGAGGGAGCCAAGCAGCUGCGCAAGUACGGGUUGAUGGGCAGCUUGAUGGAAGAGAAUGAUCAGGAUGACUACGAUAGCGACGUGUGGAUGGUGGAUGGGGAAGAUACGGCCGGGACUAGACGAAUGCCUGGGCGGCGUCUUCGCACCGCUGAAGAACAAGCUGUUAGACGUCGCAGACGAGAAGCCAUGGUCUUGAGCGAUGGGGGACGUCCAUUGGGGAACGAUGACAUUAUACAGUUGCCUGUUUCCGAAUGAUGAACGAUGCGCUACUUGGAUGAGGGAUCGAUUAGCGAUGAUGGUUGCUUUGCAUGUUCUUUAUGAUACCCUUGGUUUUGAGUAUGAAAGUCGCCAUAUGUGUCGAUGACGAGUACUAUAGUUUAAUAUACAGCAAAUAUAAAUCUAC